CCAUAGAUUGUCUCCAAUUAUUUGCGUUUUCUCUAUCUUGCUCUUGUGUCUCGAGAGGCUCUUCUAUAUCACUUUCAUUGAUAUUUGUUGGAUUACCUUCAUUGUUAACUGCAUUACAUUGUUAACCACAGUCUUUGGAGUCUCCCGGAACGCGUUGGGGAUUCUUGGAACUGGAAAUGCAUUCUUAGAUUAAGACCCCUCGCAGAGGCUUUUGUCAGGUGUAAUAUUGCCAAUGGUAUGAAUGCAAGUUUUUGGUAUGAUAGCUGGUCUCCCCUUGGUACCCUAAUCAAGGCCUUAGGACAUGAGGGCCCCAGAUCCCUAAGAGUACCUCUCUUGGCUAAAGUAGCUCACGCUACAAACCCCCAUGGUUGGGUCAUUUCGGACCCAAGAUCUGAUUUGGCUUUAUCCCUUCACAUGUACCUAACGACUAUCCCGCUUCCUCGGGUGGAUCUGGGCCCUGACUCUUAUGACUGGGUUGUGGAUGACCAGAUUUGCAACGGCUUCUCCUCCACAAGAACUUGGUCAAGCAUUAGACCAAAAGCUAGCAAAGUUCCGUGGCAUCAAACGGUGUGGUUUAAAGGUGCGACUCCUAGAAACGCCUUCAAUAUGUGGGUAGCAAAUCUAGAUCGCCUCCCUACAAAGACAAGACUCUCAAAUUGGGGUAUGAAUAUCGACAUCACUUGCAGCCUCUGCGAUUCGCUUCCAGAAUCGAGGGACCAUCUGUUCCUUUCUUGCGACUUCGCUCUAUUCCUGUGGAAUGCAGUUAGUAGACGGAUCAGAUCAACCGGCCUGGCUUUCAACUCCUGGCCUGAAAUGCUAGCUUGGACAAAUCAGAGCAAUCACGAUUCUCCCCCUACCCUGCGAAAGUUGAUUGUGCAAUCAGUUUUGUAUGCUAUCUGGAAACAGCGCAACAAUGCUGUACAUAAUCAAGUCCAUUUGCCGCCCUCGGUGAUCUUCAAGGAGAUUGAUAGAGAAAUCAAGAACUCCAUCUCGGCCAGAAUCAUCAACAAAAAGAUCAAGCAUCUUAUGAGUCGGUGGAUCUAAAGCAGUAAAGCUCUAUUCUCAAGUGUAAUAUCAAAUUGUUUUCUUGUUUUUCCUCUUUUUUGCCAAGGAAACAAUGUAAAGGUUGUAAAACCAUGUUCAUAUUUAUAUGAUAUUUGCAGUUUAGCAACA
Molecule: messenger RNA, 1173 nt
Organism: Capsella rubella
Lineage: Eukaryota; Viridiplantae; Streptophyta; Magnoliopsida; Brassicales; Brassicaceae
Exons: 1
Coding region: 238-1044 (268 amino acids)
Source: RefSeq, a predicted model, not a curated record